AAGUCACAACCUCACUUGUCUUUUUUUGUUGCUUCAUAAAAAUGAAUCCCUCAAUAAUUUCCAUCCUUUCUUUUUCUCUCUUCUUUCUCUCUCAAUUCUCUCUAUCUCUCUCAGCUGAAAGAUGCAACCCAAAUGACAAAAAAGCCCUCUUAGAAAUCAAUAAAGCCUUAGGCAAUCCCUAUGACUUGAUCACUUGGGAUCCCAAAACUGAUUGUUGUACUGAUUGGGCUGAAGUUACUCUCACAUGUGAUGAAAAAAACAAUCGCGUUACGGCGCUAAACCUUUUCAAAAUUGAUAACGCCAAACACCUCUCCCCCGCGAUCGGAGACCUUACGUAUCUUAAAAGCUUAGACAUCAACAAUGUACGAAAUCUCUCCGGUCCAAUUCCAUCCACCAUUGUUAAACUCACCAAGCUUACAUUCUUGAGAAUUAGUCAAACAAACAUUUCAGGACCUGUCCCUGAAUUUCUUAGUAAGUUAAAAAAAGUAACGUACAUAAACUUGUCGUAUAAUAAGCUUGUUGGUACAAUCCCGGUCUCGCUAUCUCAAUUGCCAAACUUGGAGUUCCUACGAUUAGACAGGAACAAGCUUACUGGACAAAUUCCAACAUCUUUUAGCAGGUUAGCACCGAAACUGACGUAUCUUUACCUUGGACAUAACCAACUAACAGGGGUUGUGCCAACUUCUUUUGCUGGUUGGAGCUUUGACACAAUUGAUUUGUCAAGGAACAUGCUUGAAGGGGAUAUUUCAUUUUUGUUUGGUAAAGAUAAGACAACAUUUGAAAUGCUUUUGGAUCACAAUAAGUUUGAAUUCGACUUCUCAAAGUUAACGUUUGGGGAGAGGUUAGAGAGGUUGGAUUUGAAUCAUAACAAGAUUUACGGGAGCCUUCCAAAAAUCUUGACAAAGCAAUCGUGGCAACUCUUCAAUGUGAGUUAUAACAGAUUUUGUGGGAGAAUUCCACAGGGUGGGGAUAUGCAGAGAUUUGAUCUAUAUUCGUAUUUCCACAACAAAUGUUUGUGUGACGCUCCAUUGCCACCCUGUAAAUAAUCAUGAGUACGUAGUAAUGGCUCUGCCAUUAAUUUGUGGUCCUACAUCUAUCUUUGAAUGUUGAUGUAUAAGCCAGUAAACUUAAGGCUUCCAAUGAAUAAAAAUGUGCUUUAGUUUA
Solanum dulcamara is the source of this 1164-nucleotide messenger RNA. RefSeq names its product polygalacturonase inhibitor-like. Gene Ontology annotation, molecular function: protein binding. Lineage: Eukaryota; Viridiplantae; Streptophyta; Magnoliopsida; Solanales; Solanaceae. The record is from RefSeq and is a predicted model, not a curated record. Bases 42 to 1046 code for a protein of 334 amino acids. The transcript has a single exon.